UUUUAGAAAUGCUUUACUGUAAGCUAACAGUUAUUUUGCUUCAUCUACUGUUAUUAAUUCUAAUAUCUGGCAAAUCUUCUGAUAGCAACAAUGAUUGUUCCUGUCUUAAAGAACAAAUUUUUGAUAGUAAUGUGAAAGAUGGAAAUAAUAGUAAUUUUAAAAUUUUGAAUGAAAAAAAUGACUCAGUUCAAUUCACUUUUGAUGGGGUAAAGUGCAAUUUUCUGGAUUGUUAUUGGGAGAUUCAACCUCCAAAAGAUUCAAAACUCUACCACUACAUCAUUGUUAAAAUGAAUCUUUCACAUCCCGAUGAUGGAGAUUUUGUUGAGGAAUGUGACACAAAUUUCAGAACUGGAUCUCGUGGCUGUUCUAGAUAUAAUUCAAAAAACAUUGGUUCUUCUAAUGAAAUUCUUGUUAAUGAUGUUUCUAGAUUUAUUCUCAAACGAGAUGCUUCUGUACGUGUUUGGUAUCAUCGUGAAUCUGUAGGAAUGAUUAAAAAUCCGAAUAUUCCAAGACAAUUUAAUCUUAAUUAUGAGUGGAGAGAAGAGCCACAUCCUUUAAUGCCUAAAAAGAGCUUCAACGAUAUAUAG
This is a messenger RNA of Meloidogyne enterolobii, 587 nucleotides long. Lineage: Eukaryota; Metazoa; Nematoda; Chromadorea; Rhabditida; Meloidogynidae. The record is from the annotation of a GenBank genome assembly.